CUAGGUGAAGUAGCUAGCUACUACUCGCGCAGCCAGAUUGAAGCAGGUGUACAACAUGGCGAUCACAGGCAACGGAUCUCUCGCUACACUUCUCUUUUUGUUCGUGAUUCCAGCAGCUCUUCACAAAGGAGCUGCUCAGUACCCAGUCCAGAGUCAGAACCUGGUGACAGACAAUGUGGAGGUGAUGGAGGGUGACGUGGCCGUCAUCAGCUGCAGGGUGAAGAACAACGACGAUUCUGUCAUCCAGCUCCUCAACCCCAACAGACAGACCAUCUACUUCAGAGACGUCCGACCCCUGAAAGAUGCUCGCUUCCAGCUGGUCAACUUCUCAGACAAUGAGCUGCGGGUGUCUCUAUCCAAUGUGAGCCUGUCGGAUGAGGGGAGAUACGUGUGCCAGCUCUACACGGACCCCCCACAGGAGGCCUAUGCAGACAUCACUGUGCUGAUCCCUCCAGGCAACCCAAUCAUCGAGUCCCGGGAGGGGCAGGUGAUUGAGGGCAACGAGACAGAGAUGACCUGCACCGCUAUGGGCAGCAAGCCCGCCGCCACAAUCAGAUGGAUGAAGGGAGACAAAGAGCUCCAAGGCAUAUCCAAGGUGGAGGAGACAUAUGACCACAUGUUUACUGUGACCAGCCAGCUGAGGUUCAUCGUCACUAAGGAGGACGACGGCGUGCCCGUGGUGUGCAUCGUGGACCACCCAGCCGUCAAAGACUUCCAAGCCCUGACGUACCUGGUGGUGCAUUAUAAACCGGAGGUGAAGAUCAUAGUGGAGUUUCCUGAUGGGCUGCCAAGGGAGGGACAGAACAUGGAGCUGUCAUGCCAGGCCAAAGGCAAACCCCAUCCCCAGCAGAUCAACUGGGUGAAGGUGGACGAUGACCUUCCCUCACACGCCCUCAUCACCGGCCCGGACCUGUACAUCGAGAACCUCAACAAGACCUACAAUGGCACCUACCGCUGCUUCGCUGCCAACUCAGUGGGCGAGUCGUAUGAUGACUACAUCCUCUACGUCUACGAUGCCCCCACCACUACCCCUAUACCCACUACAGCUACCACCACAAUUCCCACCACCACCAUCUCUCUCCCUGAAGCCACUGCAGACAAGAAAGCUGGAACUGGGACAGGCGGACGACUCCCUUCUCUUCCAUUCACAUUCAUAUAUUGUAGAGCCGUAGACUCUUAUUUCCUCUAGUGAGGUGUGUCUCACUUCGACCAGAAAAGUUCAGGUCCCUUGCCAAUCCUCAAAAUAUAUUUGUCUUAUGCAAAAGCAAUAUGCGAAAAAUUAACUGUCCCCUUGCGCUGUUGCGAGAAUGCAUUCACAAUGACCGCAGUUAGCGGUAAAGUGAUAUGUUAAAGUUCAGAUCGGUGCUCGACUAAACUUUUGUUAGCCUUUGGAGCCGGCGUUGUAAAUGCUGAGCACUGAUGUUAUCAUUGCAUGGAGUCACUCGUUUGAUCCUAUUUCCUGUUAUGGCUAUUAUACAGAAAGCAGGUACAUGGAUAUAUUUAGCUCUGAUCUCUCCCCUGCCUUUCUUGUAUCAUGUUGUACCUGAUGCAAUGAACAGGCAAUAGAUUUUAUUUUUCUGUUGCAAUUCCUGCUAUCUUAGCUCACCAGUUACUGCAGAUUCAAUGUUUCUCCGUACCACUGCUUAGGCUUACUUUUAAGCCCCCCAAACAAAACAGACUUUAUUAUUUUUUUGUCUUGGAGAAACACUGACAAGAUACCAAUGAGUCCUCUAGAUCUGGGACCACAUAUACUGACCGUCUCAGAGUAAGAGUGCUGAUCUAUGAUUAGUUUUGCCUUUGAGGUAAAAAUGAAUAAGACUACAUGGACAGGGAGGGAGACCUGAUCCGAGAUCAGCACUUCUACUCUGAGACGCUUUUUGACAACGAGCCCUAGUAUUUGCAGGCUCCAGUUGAUCUAUAAUUGAUGUUGAAACAUUCUGUUAAGUGAGUAAUGGAUGUGACCUAUCACUAUCGCCAACUGUAUUUCCUUUCUCAGUCCAAUCGCUAAUAUGUGCAUGACCAGACGAUGUCACAAAUCAUUCAUCAACUCUAUUAUGACAUCUCGGUUGCCAUACUAUUGUGGACUAACUAUAACCAUUUGAUUGUAUUAGAUUUUCAACUUAGUGCCACAUAAAGCCAUUUGCAACGGUUAGUAAAUGCACGAUUGUCUCUCUUUGUUCAUAAUGACACUCAUUGUCAGAAACAGUUGCUAAAGGCCAUUUUUGGCAUUGCAAUUUCAAAUCUCCUGAUUGUGCAUAAACAAGACAACACUUUACAACUGGUGUUUGAGCAGAGCAGCCAUGAACUAGAAAUACAAUAAAAGUCUCUGACAGACCUUUCUCCGCACGUUGGAACAAACCUAGACCUGGACAAAACAGGCAUUGUGCUCGAUUAUGCCAUCUGAUUGGAUUAAGUGAAAGACCAAAGGCCUAAUGACGAUGCUGAUUAGUUACACCUUCUACUCACACCAAACAAGUGGGUGUGUCUAAGUAGGCUGUUAUCUGCUUUGUCAGACUCAUGUAAUCUAGUAUCGCAAUAAAAUAAUAUGAGGUAUUUUAUUGUUCUAACGGUGGAGACUUUGAAGAAUCUAAAAUCGGAAAUAUAUUUUGCUUUGUUUAACACUGUUUUGGUUACUAGAUGAUUCCAUAUGUGUUAUUUCAUAGUUUUGAUGUAUUCACUAUUAUUCUACAAUGUAGAAAAUAGUAAAAAAUAAAGAAAAACCCUUGAAUGAGUAGGCGUAUCCAGACUUUUGACUGAUACUGUAUGUCACUAGUAGUAAACGUAUAUAAUGGGGAAUUGAUAAAAAGAGUAGUUCAAGGCAUAUCAAAAGGGAGGAUGAAUACAAUUGAAAGAACCUGAAUUUAUCUAAUUUUCUACUGUUUUUAUUUGUCUGCUUUAUGUAUACUGAACAAAAAUAUAAACACAACAUGUAAAGUGUUGGUCCCAUGUUUCAUGAGCUGAAAUAAAAUAUCCCUGAAAUGUUCCAUA
Oncorhynchus keta (chum salmon) is the source of this 2988-nucleotide messenger RNA. Its product is annotated as cell adhesion molecule 1-like. Gene Ontology annotation, cellular component: neuron projection; synapse; plasma membrane. Gene Ontology annotation, molecular function: signaling receptor binding. The coding region runs from base 56 to 1189 and encodes 377 amino acids. The transcript is spliced from 10 exons. NCBI's taxonomy places the organism in Eukaryota, Metazoa, Chordata, Actinopteri, Salmoniformes, Salmonidae. The record is from RefSeq and is a predicted model, not a curated record. Gene Ontology annotation, biological process: cell recognition; susceptibility to natural killer cell mediated cytotoxicity; detection of stimulus.